UUCCGGUGACGUCGCUGCGCAGCGAGCCCAUAACAGGUCUGCAGCUGUCUGAGAGCAACAAUAACAAGACGAGCUAAGCGGUCCGAAGGGGUUUUAUACCUCGACAUACGAUUAAGGCACUACUUACAGCAGAAAUCGAACCAAAUACAGGCAAAUAUGUGGUUGUCGAAAUAACCCUGGCCUAGGCUUCUUUAUUCCCCGACUCGGUGGGACGUUGUUGGGCACCGCGGAAGAAACGCCGAGAUUCGGUCCUACGAGGAGUAGCGGAGCUCUGGGCUGCAACUGGGUCAGUGGGCCUCUCGGUUGUUAAGUUGGGGAUCUGUUUCCCCAUUUCCCCGUAGUACCUUCCGUUCUUUUGGAUCCGCAUAUUGUCACCCGUACAACAUACACCAGUACCAUGCAGGCCAACGGGGCAGGACAGGACCCAGGUUCAGAGCUGUCCUGCCGGACCAGUGCGCAGAACGGCGAGGGGUCGUCCGCUGGGGGAGCUCACGCCAAUGGACUCGUCUCAGUCACAAACAAUGGAAACUCUGUCACUGACAACAACGGCCUGUCGGACCAAGCCGAUGAGUCCAACAACGCCAACGACGUCAAUUCCACCGUGAAGAAGAAGAAGCGUCUCUCGCAGUCCGAGGAAGACGUCAUCAGGCUAAUAGGGCAGCAUCUCCACGACCUGGGGCUGAAUCAAACGGUAGACAUGCUCAUGCAGGAGUCGGGCUGUCGCCUGGAGCAUCCCUCCGCCACCAAGUUCAGGAAUCACGUCAUGGAAGGAGAGUGGGACAAGGCUGAGAGUGACCUGAAUGAGCUGAAGGCAUUGAUGCAUUCUCCCAGUGCAAUCGUGCGUAUGAAGUUUCUGCUGCUGCAGCAGAAGUAUCUGGAGUACCUGGAGGACGGCAAGGUUCUGGAGGCCCUGCAGGUUCUCCGGGCUGAGCUCACGCCCCUGCAGUACAACACAGAGCGGAUCCACGUCCUGAGCGGAUACCUGAUGUGCAGCAACGCGGAGGACCUGAAAGCUAAAGCCGAGUGGGAAGGCAAGGGCAGCCCCUCCCGCACGAAGCUGCUGGACAAACUACAGACCUACCUGCCUCCCUCGGUGAUGCUUCCCCCCCGCAGGCUGCAGAACCUGCUGCGUCAGGCAGUGGAGCUGCAGAGAGAACGCUGUCUCUACCACAACACUAAGAUGGACAGCGGCAUGGACUCUGUCUCCCUGCUCCUCGACCACGCCUGCAGCAGGAAACAGUUCCCCUGCUACACCCAGCAGGUCCUCACUGAGCACUGCAACGAGGUGUGGUUCUGCAAGUUCUCCACCGACGGCACCAAGCUGGCCACGGGAUCCAAAGACACGACAGUGAUUGUAUGGCAGGUUGACCCCGAGAGCCACCAGUUGAAACUGUUGAAGACCCUGGAGGGACACGCUUACGGUGUGUCCUACUUGGCAUGGAGCCCCGACGAUGUCUACUUGAUCGCUUGUGGCCCGGAUGACUGCUCUGAGCUUUGGCUGUGGAAUGUACAGACAGGGGAGCUGCGGACCAAGAUGAGCCAGUCUCACGAGGACAGCCUGACCAGCGUUGCCUGGAAUCCAGAUGGCAAGCGCUUCGUCACGGGGGGCCAGAGAGGCCAGUUCUACCAGUGUGACCUGGAUGGGAACCUGCUGGACUCGUGGGAGGGCGUGCGUGUCCAGUGCCUGUGGUGCCUCGGCGACGGCAGGACCGUGCUCGCGUCCGACACGCACCAGCGCAUCCGCGCCUACAACUUUGAGGACCUGACGGACAGAAACAUAGUGCAAGAGGACCAUCCAGUUAUGUCUUUCACUGUCUCCAAGAACGGGAGGCUAGCACUGCUGAACGUUGCUACUCAGGGAGUCCACUUAUGGGACCUGCAGGACCGUGUGCUUGUGAGAAAGUAUCAAGGUGUGACCCAAGGAUUCUACACCAUCCACUCCUGCUUUGGAGGACACAAUGAAGACUUUAUUGCCAGUGGAAGUGAAGACCACAAAGUUUACAUAUGGCACCGGCGCAGCGAGCUGCCCGUCGCAGAGCUGUCGGGCCACACGCGCACCGUCAACUGUGUGAGCUGGAACCCCGUCGUGCCGGGCCUGCUGGCCAGCGCCUCCGACGACGGGACCGUCCGGAUCUGGGGGCCUGCCCCUUUCCAGGACGUCCAGGACACAGAUGGGCCGAAUGUACUCUUUUGCCAAUGGCAUAAGCAGCAAGCAAAUCGAGAAAGCUGCGUAACGAGUUCUUCACUCGCCUGGAUAUUAUGAAACGAGGCAAACAGGUUUUGCUUGUUUCAAUCUGAAGCAGUCCACAAUACUCCCAACAACCAAAGAAAUUAAGUGAUUAUCCUGUCAUAUUUUGGUAUCAUGAUUUAUACAUUUCUCCCAAUCCAUUGCACAGUACUGCGUUAAAGGUCAGGAAUGGUUGAUUGUUGUCGAGCAAGGGCUUUAACCUCUCUCAUUUUGCCUUUCCAGAAAGCAGUAGCAUGGACAGCUGAUGGUUGGCACCCAUCUUGAGGACCUGCUUUUCCCCCUGACGUCACGGGUAGAGAGAGAGCGUCGAGACUCCGUUAAAGACUCUGUUGAAGCUAAGAGACCUUUUUUCUUUUUUUUUUUACAGCUGCCUCCCGGAGGCAGGGCCACUGGUGCUGUUAGCUGGGCCGUGACAUCACACGGAGAUGUCAAAAAGUACAAGAAGAAAAACAAAAAGAAAGAGUCGAGCCCAUUCAAGUCGGAAGCCUGGGUAAGCAGGAAUCUAAAAAAACGGCGUCAGACGCCACCUCCUGUCUGGCGUUUGGACCCUUUCCCUCUAAAUGAACCGCCCAUCUACCAUCGAUCCACCUUUCAGAAUUAUUUAUUAUCGAUGAUAUUAUUUAUUCUCCUGAUUAAUCCCUUGAGUGGUUCGCGUUGGCUGCUGAGUAGCAGUGCGUGGCGCAGGUGUUUUUUCGUCGCAACCUCAUUUGUUGUUCUGAGAUUCAUCGCUGGCAGCGACUCAAUGGCACGGCCAUCCUGGCUUUUCCCCCCACCUCUAUCCACCGGGAGAGAGAGAUUUUAAUUGGAUGUAAUACUCCUUGAAGAAAAUCGUUGAAAACCUUAUUUUAAUGUUUUUGUGCAUUUUAACCCUAGUCAUUUGUUGAAUUAUGUGUGAUUUAGCAUUCUUUUUUUUAAGGGGAUUGGGGCUGGGGUCUGGGGAUUUAACGUGAGUAUAAGGUAUAACAAAUCUGCAGAAGAGCUCCAAUCUGGGUUAACGGGUCAUUCCACUUUCUUUUGCCUCAAAUUUAUUACAACCAAUCAUGUUGCUCGAUGCUGGGAUUUGCAGCCAUGGACUACAUGAAAUGGAUCACUACUGGAAACAACCUUACCAGCGGAAACACAACAAACGUGAUAUGGCUGAACAUUGAUCUCGGAUCUCGAAGAGGAUUGAUAACUUGAACGAAAGAAUCGUUUGUGUUCACAACAGUGAACACAAACUCUGCAGCAAACUCAUCUUAUCUGCCAACUGGUUGUCGGACAAGCUAAAAUGUCCUGUCCAGACACCAACCUCCUUAGACAAAGUGUCUGGAAAGUUUAAAGAUCAAACCCGUGUAGUGCACUGGCCACUGGAGGAAUACAUUUGUUUCUUGGCCCCCUGAUGAGUUUCCCUUUGGAAGAAUAGCUCCGUUAAACACAUGAAACACCGCCCCUCACCCUUUCUGGGUUCGGGCCCAGGUGUUGUACAGCUUCCCCCCCAGAAGUCCGGCUACAGCAUAGUUGAAGUUCUGGAUCCGAGAUUAGGUGAGCGUGUUCCGCCGUGUUUUCCAGCAGUGUUGUAUGUCUGUGAUAUACCCGUUGAAGCAUGUACAGUGGGUUUAGCUUCCUUCUGAGAGUUAUUUAGGAGCUGUCGCUGUCGUCGUGGAAUAUAAAAAGAGCUAUAAUUGGAAAAGGAUGAUCUGUUUUUUACUCGGCUGUUAACCUUACCCUCUGCACUGUGGGGUUGGCUAUUUAUGAUAAUGCUGUUUUGUCAUCCUGGUCUGUUUGGUGAGCCAUCGUACUUCCCUCGUCAUCAUCACCCCUGACACUUUCUCCUUGCCUUCGGUGAGUGUGUAUGUGUGCCCUUCCUCCAACAUCUUUUUAUUUUUGCUUGUCUCUUUCUCGUUCUCCUCAUUUACAGGUUUUUAUUUGUAUUUUUAAUCACAAGAUGUCUGUGUUAAACUAAUAAUGUAUUGAAAUCUUUAUCACAUUUAGAUGGCCACAUUCAUUUCAUCAGUCAUCGUCUCCACUCAGGUGGAGUUAAAUAGCAUCAGUUGAUCACAUUGCACAUUUGGUACACGUGUGUCAUUCCUAUAUAUGAAUUUGUACAAAGUGGGUCCCUUAGGAGAUUGAGACCCACAGCCCUACCAGUUAUGGUGUUCUUUGUAGUAUGUGCUGUAUCUUUCUAUGUUAUGGCAUGUAUUAUGAGGCUGCUGCUGUUGCAGGCAGAUCUUCACUGCAUUAGAAAAUGUGCCUGCUCAGAGGGCAUACGAGCCACCAGCAAUCUGUCACUGAACAUUACACACAUUAGUGGUACACACACAAAAGGUAGACGUACCUGCAUACAAUAUCAAACACUAAAAGAAUCACAGAUAUGGUGUACUAGGUUGUGCUUAUGCAAGGUUUCUUUUUAUGUUUACUUUAGAAUAAUUUGGGGGCUAAAUGUGUUUUUUCUUUCCUUUGUGGUAAGCGUUAUUGGCAAAAGCUUAAAAAAUGACAUUCGUGGUCAGGUUUGCAAGAAUUCAUUUUACAUUUAAAUGUAUUAAUUAAAUGAUUGUACUGUUACGUAUUGUGUAGGAGAAGUGUUAUGUAUGCAUAUUUUCAAUAAAGCAUUCAGGGUUUUAAAGUGUGUUAAAAACACAUAA
Gadus macrocephalus (Pacific cod) is the source of this 4869-nucleotide messenger RNA. It is a transcript of the gene wdr26a, whose product is annotated as WD repeat domain 26a. The record is from RefSeq and is a predicted model, not a curated record. Gene Ontology annotation, cellular component: GID complex. Gene Ontology annotation, molecular function: protein binding. NCBI's taxonomy places the organism in Eukaryota, Metazoa, Chordata, Actinopteri, Gadiformes, Gadidae. The transcript has 14 exons. Gene Ontology annotation, biological process: proteasome-mediated ubiquitin-dependent protein catabolic process. Bases 398 to 2263 code for a protein of 621 amino acids.